Molecule: messenger RNA, 1057 nt
Organism: Effrenium voratum
Lineage: Eukaryota; Dinophyceae; Suessiales; Symbiodiniaceae
Source: the annotation of a GenBank genome assembly
GGCGGGUGAACGGCGGGAGGUCCUAUUUGACGCCAUUUGGCGCGUGGUUUGACGGCCUGUGGUUCUGCUCUUGGCCCAAGCCCACCGCCGCCCUUGGGCCAAGAGGCUUAUUGUCUCUGUCAUGGAGGGAUGGAAGAAGGCGCUUUUGGCCGCGACUGGUGCUGCAGGCGCCGGAUGUGUCUUGUGGUAUCUUCUGCAAGAAGACCACGAGAAGUCGCGAGCAGAGGGCGACGAGAAGGGGAGUGAACUGGCGAAGGUGCAGCAGAUCCUGUCAGAGAUUGUGACGUCCCAAAGCAAGAUGCUGGCGCACAUGAAGAGUUUGACGCAGGAGCUGCGAUCACAGAAGCUAGAUUUUGAUGAGACCUACAGGAAGCUGAAAGCGGUUCAGCCCGACGACCCUGUGGAGCGGUAUGGCCUCUCCUUCCAGGAGUUUGACGCAAUGUUGGCGAAGCACCAUGACGACCCUAAGGUGAUGGAAGGCAUUCACCAGAUUAUGGGCCUUCAGAAGCCGCACUCGUCUGAGAAGGCGGAAUCGGUCACGCCCGACAAAAUCGUCGAAGUGCACAAGUACAUGCUGGAGGAAGUGCAGGUGCUGGUGAAGGACUUUCGAGAGACCAAGACCCAGGCAGCUGACUCGCAGACUCGCACUGGAGAUGGGAUCCAGCUCAGUGUACAUAGCAAUAAGUCGAACUACGACAGCAAGACGGUGACCCUGACGGCACAAGCCAUGGUCGGGGCCAAGGUGGAAGACAAGUAUGGCCUCAGUUCAGAGGACAUCGAACAUGCUGUGGUGCUUCACCACGAGGCACUUGCCAACAACAAGGAUUUUGCGCACGUCAACAUGCAAAUGCAGAAGGCGAUGUCUUUUUUGAUGGGGGGUGGAGCCGAUGGUAUGCUUCGAUGAGAAGUUCAUGUCGCCCUGAGUGCAGAUGCGAUCCUGGGCAGGGUCCAGAGGCACUUGCUCAAGAGAGGGCACCCAGAAAGGCGUGCACUGUUUAGGUUUCAGAUGCCAUAGUAAAGGAGUGCGCAGAUUCAAGGCGCCCAAAAACACUUUGUG